This is a messenger RNA of Rana temporaria (common frog), 2607 nucleotides long. RefSeq names its product ETS variant transcription factor 6 (gene ETV6). Gene Ontology annotation, biological process: regulation of transcription by RNA polymerase II; cell differentiation. The transcript is spliced from 8 exons. The coding region runs from base 341 to 1702 and encodes 453 amino acids. Lineage: Eukaryota; Metazoa; Chordata; Amphibia; Anura; Ranidae. Gene Ontology annotation, cellular component: nucleus. Gene Ontology annotation, molecular function: sequence-specific DNA binding; DNA-binding transcription factor activity, RNA polymerase II-specific. The record is from RefSeq and is a predicted model, not a curated record.
CCACUUCCGCUCUCCUCUGGGCCGGAUCCAAAGCCCUGAAAGAUGCACAGACUCUCCCAGAUGUAUGGAAACGCAUUAACCCCUCCGCUCCCAAGAGGGACAGCUGCCUCGGAUCGGAGGGGGGGAAGUGCAGCAGCGGCGGUGAGGGGGUUAAGACGCUCCUGUUGCAAGAGGAGGAAGGAGAGACUGCACACAGAGAAGAGACGCUUUCCAGAGGGAAGUACAUAGACUUUGUGCAGGGUGAGCCUGAGAGGUGGGAGGGUCACCAGGAAGCGAGCAGCAACCGGGGUGACAGGAAGGAGAGAGAGGAAAACCAGAAGCGAGGGACUGAUAGCCGAACAUGCAGAGGCUCGCGGAAAGAUGGAGGAAAGGGCAGGAGCAGAUUUCCUACUCACCCCCAGAGAGCCCGGGGCCAAACUGUGCCACGCCAUCCCCCUCCCUUCUCCAUGUCUCGGGGCCACAAGCUUACAAGAUGGAAGAGGAGCCCGUCAGGCUGCCAGCACACCUGCGUCUCCCUCCUUCACAAUGGUCCCGAGAGGAUGUGUCUCAGUGGCUGCGUUGGGCAGAGAAUGAAUUCUCCCUUCACCACAUUGAGAAUAACACCUUUGAGAUGAAUGGGAAGGCGCUGCUUCUCCUGAGGAAGGAAGACUUCCGAUACCGCUGUCAGCACUCAGGUGACGUCUUGUACGAAGUUCUGCAGCAAAUCCUACGUCGUAGGAAACUGCGAGCAGUGCACCCGUCUGUUUUUCACACUGGAAAUUCUCUUCAUGGCCAGCCUGAGCUAAUGAUGGCCCACAACCACCAAGAAGACCAUAUCCAACACCGACCUCCAAGAGCCCACUCUGAAGUCCUUCCACAGAACACCCCAACUAUAGAGCUACGACAUCGAUCUCUAUCCCCUCUACCCACUAACCACCAUGCCUCGCCAGAUCCUGAGCCCCGCCCACUCCGCUCACCGCUGGAGAGCAGCGUACGCCGCCCCUCCCCUGCAGAACGUCUCCACCGCCUGCACAGUGAAAGCAACCACCACAAUCAUGAUGCCUACCCUUUAUCAGUUUCCCCAGCUGAGGCCAAUCACUGCCCCACUGAAAUGCAGCCAAAACCCAGCAGCCCCCGGCAGGAAAACCCACGGGUUAUUCAGCUUAUGCCCAGCCCUAUCAUGCACCCCCUGCUUCUUAACCCACGUCAUACCUUGGAGUUCAAACAGCCGCGGCUGGGCGUGGAAGAUGGUCCGCAGAGAGAAGGGAAGCCUAUGAAUCUGUCACACCGUGAGGAGAUGGCAUUCAUGAAUCAUUUGAUGGUGUCUAUGUCUCCACCUGAGGGACAGACCAUGCCCAUAGGCAGAAUAGCAGACUGCCGGCUACUCUGGGAUUAUGUGUACCAGCUCCUGUCCGACACCAGAUAUGAGAACUUCAUCCGCUGGGAAGAUAAGGAGUCGAUGGUUUUCAGAAUCAUGGACCCCAACGGCUUGGCGAGAUUGUGGGGGAAUCAUAAGAACAGAACGAACAUGACAUAUGAAAAGAUGUCACGGGCUCUCCGCCAUUACUACAAACUAAACAUAAUUCGUAAGGAGCCAGGACAGAGGUUACUGUUCAGGUUUAUGAAAACACCAGAAGAGAUAAUGAGUGGGAGGACGGACAGACUGGAGCACCUGGAAUCUCAGGAACUGGACGAGACAAUGUACCAGGAGGAUGAAUGUUGAGGUAGAGACCCCUCCUGAUAAGGACAGAUCCUGCCCAGUAGCUGGCCUGCCUGGAGUCACCAAAGGGCUGGAGGUCGAUGCACUGAAGGCCCCACCCUGACUAUGCGCAGCAAAUAUAUGCCCUCCCUCUGAAAAAUGGACACUGUGGCUGCCACUGGGGGUAACUUCUCCAGGCGCAGCUGGAUUCUGGUACUCUCAGGGAGGGAUGCGGUUCGGCACCUGUCAAGUCCCUUUGCUUUAAAGAGGUUUGUCCUGACCUGUUUCUGCAGAACUCAUUUUUGAAAGUAUUUGCACUGGAGAAUAUUACUGCGGAUGACGCACUGUGACCGUGAUGGCCGCAUUGGGACCCUUUUUCCGUGCGUUGCCCUCGCUUUUUUUUUUUUUUUUAAUGGACGUUUCUUUAAUCCUUUGCAUCACUUGUAAAUUGCACUAGAGACCUUUUAACUACAUAUCUUCUACUUCAUCUGUUUUAUCUGUGGCACCACCUGUCUUGAACUUGUGACAUCAUCGCUGGCGGACUACAACUAGGCCCACGCUCAUUCAGCAUUACUUCCUGUUUGCGAGCUCUGCCACUUCCUGUCAUUGCCACCUUCUCAGACACUUAUUUUUUCGUAUGGAAAAAAAGACAAUAAUACUACAAAUGUAUGUACGGGGUGGAUACAUGUUUCUGGCAAUGAAGGGAAUUUUUAUGUUUCUUAACAGUUUUUUUUUUUUCUUUUGCUUUUUUUGUUUUUUUGUGUAUUAAUUUUUUAACAAAUGAUUUGUUUGCAAAAAAAAUGAUGAAACACGAUUUUCCGGUGCCACUAAAUAUCCCGUCUGCUCUUUUCUUGUAUGUGUGAGGUUUGAGCCUUUGCCUGUUUUUUUACAUCAAAUAAAGGCCAGAAAACAGAUCUAAAUUACCUUUA